AUGAGAAGCCAUGGACAUUGGCGUAAAGUGCAAGAAAUGAUACGUUUCUAUUCUCCGUCCUCUUCUUCUUAUUCAAGUCUCUUGGAAUUUGUAAAUGCAGAUUUUCCUUCUACAUUAGGAAUCCGAGGAAGGCGCGAAUUUUCCCGUCUCUUGAAGCUACGUGAGUCAGAUGAUGAUCCGUUUCUAUAUCACAAUGUAGUUCAUGGUCAGAUCAUUGUAUCGGGUUUUGAGUCAGAUACGUAUCUAAGUAACGUUUUGAUGAAUUCGUAUUCGAAAGCUGGUGUUAUGGUUUAUGUACGUAAGUUGUUCGAUAAAAUGCCUGAGAGAAACUUGGUUACUUGGUCUACAAUGGUUUCAGCUUGUAAUCAUCAUGGGUUUUAUGAGGAGUCUUUGGUGGUUUUCUCAGAAUUCUGGAGGACGAGAAAAAACAGUCCGAAUGAAUAUAUUUUGUCGAGUUUUAUUCGAGCUUGCUCUAGAUUAGACGGUAGUAGUGGUCAUUCGAUGGUGUUUCAACUGCAGAGUUUUCUUGUCAAGAGUGGGUUUGAUCGGGAUGUUUAUGUCGGUACCUUGUUGAUCGAUUUUUAUUUGAAGGAAGGUGAUAUCGAUUAUGCAAGGCUUGUGUUUGAUGCUUUACCAGAGAAAUCUACUGUGACUUGGACAACAAUGAUUAGUGGGUGUGUAAAAAUGGGAGGAAGCUAUGUGUCAUUGCAGUUGUUCUACCAACUCAUGGAAGCCAAUACUGUUCCAGAUGGUUACAUCCUUUCGGCGGUGCUAAGUGCGUGUUCAAUACUUUUGUUUAUUGAAGGUGGGAAGCAGAUUCAUGCACACAUCUUAAGACAUGGACAUGAGAUGGAUGCCUCACUGAUCAAUGUGCUUAUAGAUACUUAUGUGAAAUGUGGCAGAGUUACAUCGGGUCGCAAGCUAUUUGAUGGAAUGUGGAAUAAAAACAUCAUUUCGUGGACCACGAUACUGUCUGGUUAUAAGGAAAACUCUCUUUAUAAGGAAGCCAUGGAAUUGUUUUCCAGAAUGUCAAAUUUUGGUUUGAAGCCAGAUGUGUAUGCUUGCUGUAGCAUACUCACAUCUUGUGCCUCACUUCAUGCUCUGGAAUAUGGAAGACAUGUCCAUGCGUACAUUAUCAAAGCCAAUCUUGGCAAUGAUAGCUAUGUGACUAACAGCUUGAUUGACAUGUAUGCGAAAUGUGAUUGUUUGACCGAUGCCAGAAAAGUUUUUGAUAUUUUCGCUGCUGAUGAUGUGGUUUUAUUUAAUGCAAUGAUCGAAGGUUACUCGAGACUUGGGACACAAUGGGAGCUUCAUGAAGCAUUGAACAUCUUUUGUGAUAUGAGGUUCAGAUUGAUUCGACCAAGCCUGCUGACUUUUGUUAGCCUUCUACGUGCAUCUGCUUCUUUAACUAGUUUGGAACUGUGCAAACAAAUCCAUGGGUUGAUGUUCAAAUAUGGGGUACACUUGGAUAUUUUUGCUGGAAGCGCCUUGAUUGAUGUUUACUCAAAUUGCUAUUGUUUAAAGGAUUCUAGGCUUGUGUUUGACGAAAUGAAAGAGAAAGAUCUUGUUGUCUGGAAUUCAAUGUUUUCAGGAUAUAUUCAACAAUCAGAGAACGAAGAAGCUCUCAAUCUGUUUUUGAAACUACAGAUAUCAAGAGAAAGACCUGAUGAAUUUACUUUUGCCGACAUGGUUACAGCAGCUGGCAACCUGGCAAGUCUUCAACUGGGUCAAGAGUUCCAUUGCCAGCUUCUGAAAAGAGGCUUGGAAUGUAAUCCUUACAUUACGAAUGCUCUACUAGAUAUGUAUGCUAAGUGUGGAAGUCCCGAAGAUGCUCAUAAGGCUUUUAAUUCAGCAGCUUCAAGAGAUGUGGUUUGUUGGAAUUCUGUAAUCUCAUCUUAUGCGAAUCACGGUGAAGGCAUUAAAGCUCUUCAGAUGCUGGAAAGAAUGAUGAAUGAAGGAAUAGAGCCUAACUACAUCACCUUUGUGGGUGUUUUAUCAGCGUGUAGCCAUGCUGGUCUUGUAGAAGAUGGACUUGAGAGUUUUGAGUUAAUGCUUCGACUUGGAAUUGAACCAGAAACUGAACACUAUGUUUGUAUGGUAUCUCUUUUAGGCCGUGCUGGUAGAUUGAACGAAGCAAGGGAGUUAAUUGAGAAAAUGCCGUGUAAACCACCUGCAAUAGUAUGGAGGAGCUUGCUGAGUGGAUGCGCAAAGGCUGGUAACAUCGAGUUAGCUGAACAUGCUGCUGAAAUGGCUAUUUCGUUAGAUCCAACGGAUAGUGGAUCGUUUACUUUGCUUUCUAAUAUUUACGCGUCAAAGGGUAUGUGGAGUGAUGCGAAGAAGGUAAGAGAAAGAAUGAAGUCUGAUGGUGUGGUGAAAGAACCUGGACGUAGUUGGAUUGAGAUUGAUAAAAAGGUUCAUAUCUUUUUGUCCAAGGAUAAAUCUCACCGCAACGCGAAUCAGAUUUAUAAAGUCUUAGACGAUUUUCUUGUGCAGAUCAAAGAGUUGUCCGGAAUCUGUGUUGAUCAAGUUACCGAGCAAUCUGGAAAACUUAAAGAGGUAUCAAGCUUGAUUGUAUCACGAAAGAAAGAGUUAACAUCUAUGUUAGUGGAGUUGAAGCUUAUCAAGGAUGAUUACAAUCAGAAGCAGAAACAAAAGCAAAUGAUACGUGUUAAAGACGAGCCGGAGAAGAAGGAAGAAGCAGCAAUGCCCAAUCCUGAGAAGAAGCUGAAGAAUAGCAGAGAGCAAAGAGCAAAAAUUAACACUCGGUUGGGUUCAAAUCCAAAGGAGGACUCAAAAUUUACCCCCGGUUCACUUCUCAGUUUCUUCGUAUCACUUAAACCGUUUAUGUUAGAAACCGCUCUCUCUGAUUCGACUGCAACCAUGGCGACUAUUAUGCAGAAGAUCAAAGAAAUCGAAGAUGAGAUGGGUAGAACACAGAAGAAUAAAGCCACUUCGCAACAUUUGGGUUUGUUAAAGGCUAAACUUGCUAAGCUAAGAAGGGACCUUCUUGCGCCACCUACCAAAGGAGGUGGUGGUGCUGGAGAAGGUUUUGAUGUGACUAAAAGUGGAGAUUCUAGAGUUGGACUUGUUGGGUUUCCUUCGGUUGGAAAAUCCACGCUCUUGAACAAGCUGACUGGAACGUUUUCCGAGGUUGCUUCAUAUGAGUUCACAACAUUGACAUGCAUUCCUGGUGUUAUCACAUAUCGUGGAGCUAAAAUCCAGUUAUUAGAUCUGCCUGGUAUUAUUGAGGGUGCUAAGGACGGAAAAGGUAGAGGACGACAGGUUAUAAGUACUGCUAGGACAUGCAACUGCAUCUUAAUAGUUCUUGAUGCCAUAAAACCAAUAACUCACAAGCGUCUCAUUGAAAAAGAGCUCGAAGGAUUCGGAAUAAGGUUGAACAAGGAGCCACCUAAUCUUACAUUCAGGAAAAAAGACAAAGGUGGUAUCAAUUUAACUUCUACAGUCACCACCACACACCUUGACCUCGAAACUGUCAAGGCGAUUUGCAGUGAGUACAGGAUGCACAACGCUGACAUCACUCUUCGCUAUGAUGCAACCGCUGAUGACCUCAUCGAUGUCAUCGAGGGCAGUCGGAUCUAUAUGCCCUGUAUCUAUGCCGUCAACAAGAUUGAUCAAAUAACACUCGAGGAACUUGAAAUUUUGGACAAACUUCCUCAUUACUGUCCUAUCAGUGCGCAUCUGGAGUGGAAUCUUGACGGUCUUCUCGAUAAGAUAUGGGAAUACUUGGAUCUAACUCGAAUCUACACCAAACCCAAGGCGAUGAAUCCGGAUUAUGAUGAUCCCGUUAUCUUAUCCUCCAAAAAGAGAACAGUUGAGGACUUCUGUGUCCGGAUUCACAAAGACAUGCUUAAACAAUUCAAGUACGCUUUGGUUUGGGGUUCAAGUGCCAAACACAAGCCACAGAGAGUUGGAAAGGAACACGAGCUCGAGGACGAGGAUGUUGUUCAGAUCGUUAAAAAGAUAUGA
Arabis nemorensis is the source of this 3987-nucleotide messenger RNA. NCBI's taxonomy places the organism in Eukaryota, Viridiplantae, Streptophyta, Magnoliopsida, Brassicales, Brassicaceae. The record is from the annotation of a GenBank genome assembly.